Molecule: messenger RNA, 2535 nt
Organism: Poeciliopsis prolifica (blackstripe livebearer)
Lineage: Eukaryota; Metazoa; Chordata; Actinopteri; Cyprinodontiformes; Poeciliidae
Product: extracellular calcium-sensing receptor-like
Exons: 9
Coding region: 1-2535 (844 amino acids)
Biological process (GO): G protein-coupled receptor signaling pathway
Cellular component (GO): membrane
Molecular function (GO): G protein-coupled receptor activity
Source: RefSeq, a predicted model, not a curated record
AUGUUGUUCUUCGACUUUGAUUAUUCACAAGCUUUAUCCAUUUUACCAUCUUGCACACUGAGAAGACGGUUUCAUCUUAAUGGCAUGCACAAAUCCGGUGAUGUGAUUCUGGGUGGACUUUUCGAGGUUCACUACACCUCUGUGUUCCCUGAGCUGACGUUCACCUCAGAGCCAAGUGAGCACAUCUGCCAAGGCUUUGACCCCCCAGGGUUCAGACAUGCCAUGACCAUGGCAUUUGCCAUUGAGGAGAUUAACAAAAACCCAACUCUGCUUCCCAAUGUGACUUUGGGAUAUAGCCUUUAUGACAACUGUGCCACAUUGGUAAUUGGAUUCAGUGCGGCUUUGUCACUGGCCAGUGGUCAAGAGGGAGAGUUUCUUCCUCAGGAGAAAUGUUCAGGAGGCCCUCCAGUCCUCGGCAUAGUCGGCGAUUCUUUUUCAACGUUUUCCAUCGCCACGUCCGAUGUGAUAGGCUUAUUCAGACUUCCCAUCGUGAGUUACUUCGCCACGUGUUCUUGCCUAAGUGAUCGCCAAAGGUUUCCGUCCUUUUUCAGGACAAUCCCGAGUGACACUUUUCAGGUGCAUGCAAUGAUUCAGAUUUUAAAACGUUUUGGCUGGAUGUGGGCUGGUCUGCUGGUUAGUGACGACGACUACGGGCUCCAUGUUGCCCAGUCCUUCCAGUCGGAGUUGACUCAAUCUGGGCUGGGUUGUCUUGCAUAUACUGAGAUUUUACCGUGGGGUGAAAACCCAUCUGAGCUACGGAGAAUCGUGGAAGAAAUGAAAAAGUCCACAGCUCGUGUGGUUAUCGUGUUUGCCCAUCAGAUCAAUAUGAUUCAGCUGAUGGAAGAGGUCGUGAAGCAGAACGUGACAGGGCUCCAGUGGAUGGCGAGUGAAGCCUGGGCAUCAGCGGCUGUGCUCCAGACCCCCCGUCUCAUGCCGUACCUGAGUGGCACGCUGGGCAUCGCAAUCCGUCGAGGAGACAUUUUAGGACUUAGAGAUUUCCUCCUGAGCACACGGCCUGGGAAUAGCAGCAACAAUCAGAACACCAUGAUGAGGCAGUUUUGGGAACACACGUUUCAGUGUAGAUUUGCUCCCCCUCCAGCAGACUGGCUAGAAGCUGGGGGAGCAUUAUGCUCCGGUGAAGAAGAUUUGGAGAGUGCACAGACUGAGUUUCUGGAUGUUUCUAACCUCAGGCCUGAAUAUAACAUUUACAAGGCCGUGUAUGCUCUGGCUCACGCCCUCGAUGACAUGCUGCAGUGUCAGUCGGGGAGAGGCCCUUUCAGCGGGCACAGCUGUGCCUCUCUGCAAAAACUGGAGGCUUGGCAGCUAAUGCAUUACUUGGAAAAAGUCAACUUUACCAUUCCCUUUGGGGAUCAAGUGUCAUUUGAUGAGAACGGUGAUGCUCUGCCGAUAUACGACAUCAUGAACUGGCUGUGGCGCCCUGAUGGUGGAGUUCAAGUACUGAAUGUGGGCGUUGUUAAGAAGACAGCUUCUGGUGAUGCUCCUCGGUCGGUGUGCAGUGACACCUGUAAUCCCGGGACUCGCAUGGCGAGGAAGAAGGGCCAACCUGUGUGCUGUUUUGAUUGUGUUCCUUGCUCUGAAGGAAAGAUUAGCAACAAAACAAACUCUGUUGAGUGCUUCAGCUGUCCAGAGGAUUUCUGGUCAAGCCCCCGCCGUGAUCACUGCAUUCUUAAGACAACAGAGUUCCUCUCCUACCAUGAGCCUCUGGGUGUCUGCUUGACCACAGCGUCAUUGCUGGGAACAUGCAUCUGCUCUGCGGUUUUAGGGAUCUUCACCCAUCACCGCAGCACUCCCGUGGUGCGCGCAAACAAUUCAGAGCUGAGCUUUCUGAUUUUGGUGUCGCUCAAGUUGUGCUUCCUGUGUUCGCUGCUGUUCAUCGGACGGCCAAGACUGUGGACAUGCCAGCUGAGACACGCAGCGUUUGGGAUCAGCUUUGUGCUCUGCGUGUCCUGCAUCCUGGUCAAAACCAUGGUGGUUCUGGCCGUGUUCAAAGCCUCCAAGCCAGGAGGGGGAGCCAAUCUCAAGUGGUUUGGUGCUGUGCAACAAAGAGGAACGGUUUUUGCGCUCACAUGCGUUCAAGCGGCAAUUUGCACGGUGUGGAUUGGCACUGCAUCACCAGCACCUCAUAAAAACACUCAGUACCACAAUGACAAGAUCGUUUAUGAGUGUGUCGUUAGGUCCACACUUGGUUUUGCUGUGUUGUUGGGGUAUAUUGGCUUAUUGGCAAUCAUCAGUUUCCUGUUAGCAUUCCUGGGGAGGAAUCUACCGGACAACUUCAACGAGGCCAAACUCAUCACCUUCAGCAUGCUGAUCUUCUGUGCCGUGUGGGUGGCCUUCGUUCCUGCCUACAUCAACUCUCCUGGAAAAUAUGCAGACGCAGUGGAGGUGUUCGCCAUCCUGGCCUCCAGCUUUGGCCUCUUGGUGGCGCUGUUUGGACCUAAAUGUUAUGUAAUCUUGCUGAGACCAGAAAGAAACACCAAGAAAGCCAUCAUGAGUCGAGGAACUGCAAAACCUUGA